Molecule: messenger RNA, 1659 nt
Organism: Canis lupus familiaris (dog)
Lineage: Eukaryota; Metazoa; Chordata; Mammalia; Carnivora; Canidae
Gene: HRH4
Product: histamine receptor H4
Exons: 3
Coding region: 93-1280 (395 amino acids)
Biological process (GO): inflammatory response; positive regulation of cytosolic calcium ion concentration; regulation of MAPK cascade
Cellular component (GO): membrane
Molecular function (GO): histamine receptor activity
Source: RefSeq, a predicted model, not a curated record
AUAUAUAUUAGGUACCCGAUUGGAAAACAUACUUGCCAGAAUUGUCUUCCUGGAUUAAUUUGCUCUAUUGAGCUUCUUCAUCAUUUGAUGUGAUGUCAGCUACUAAUGGAACAAUUACUUUACCACUAAGUACUCGCAUUACUCUAGCAUUUUUAAUGAGCUUACUAGCUUUUGCUAUAAUGCUAGGAAAUGCUGUGGUUAUUCUAGCUUUUGUGGUGGACAAAAAGCUUAGACAUCGAAGUAACUACUUUUUCCUUAAUUUGGCCAUUGCUGACUUCUUCGUUGGUAUGAUCUCCAUUCCUUUGUACAUCCCUCACACUCUGUUUGAUUGGGACUUUGGAAAUAAACUCUGUGCAUUUUGGCUCAUUGCCGACUAUCUUUUGUGUACAACAUCGGUGUAUAACAUUGUUCUCAUCAGCUAUGAUCGAUACCAGUCAGUCUCGAAUGCUGUUUCUUACAGAGCUCAACACACUGGGAUCUUGAAGAUUGUGUCUCUGAUGGUGGCAGUCUGGGUGCUGGCCUUCUUAGUGCAUGGGCCAAUCAUUCUAGUUUCAGAGUCUUGGAAGAAUUCCAGUUUCGGAGUCGUGGAGGAGAAGGAUUGUGAACCUGGAUUCUUUACCAGGUGGUACGUCCUUGCCAUCUCGUCAUUCUUUGAAUUCCUUGUCCCAGUCUUCUCGGUGGCCUAUUUCAACAUGUACAUAUACUGGAGCCUGUGGAAGCGUGGCAAUCUCAGUCGGUGGCAAAGCCAGCCCACACUCACUUCUGUCUCUUCCAGUAACUGUGGAUCCUUACUUAGGGGUGGACUGUUUUCAAGAACAUCUCUUUCUGAACAGAAGGAAACAGCACCAUCUGUUCCUUUGAAAAGACAUGAAAGAAAGAGCAAUCUUUUGCUUUCUUUAAGAGCCCAGAUGAAUAGCAGUAUAAUUACUUCCAAAAUGGCUUCCCUCACCCAUUCUGAUUCCCUGUGUCUUCACCAAAGGGAACAUAUUGAACUGCUUAGAGCCAGGAAAUUAGCCAAGUCACUGGCCAUUCUCCUAGGUGUUUUUGCCGUUUGCUGGGCUCCCUAUUCUUUGUUCACCAUCAUUCGCUCAAUUUACCCACUAGAACAGCGUCCUCAAAUAGUUGGGUAUGAAAUCACGUUUUGGCUUCAAUGGCUCAAUUCCUUUGUCAAUCCUUUUUUGUAUCCAUUGUGUCACAAGCAUUUCCAGAAGGCUUUCUUGAAAAUAUUUCAUAUGAAAAAGCCAUCCAUACCAUCACAGAAUCGGUCAGUGUCCUCUUAAAGAUAAUUUUAUCAUUGACAAAAAUUUUAGUCUUAAUCUCACCUACAUGAAUUUGAUCUGGCUUUCAUUUUCAUUUCUUCCCUUUCUAUGCUACCAGGAAAGUCCAUAAAAUUGUAACACUUGAAAGUUUUUUAAAAAAUUGGAGCCUGGAAGUCAAGGGAAAAUUAUUCCGGUGAAUAAUAAUAGUACAAUUAGAAAUAGAUGACAAUGUUUUUGUAAACUCCUAGCCACAAAUGCACUGUACUUUUCUGACUCAUUGCCUCUUCCUUAGCUUUAAGAUCUUUUUUUUUUAAAGAUUUUUUAUUUAUUUAUUCAUGAGACACACACACACACACACACAGAGGCAGAGACAGAGACAGAGACAGAGACAGAGACAGAG